Messenger RNA from Mercenaria mercenaria, 2061 nucleotides. Its product is annotated as zinc finger protein 862-like. Bases 269 to 1993 code for a protein of 574 amino acids. NCBI's taxonomy places the organism in Eukaryota, Metazoa, Mollusca, Bivalvia, Venerida, Veneridae. The transcript has 3 exons. Gene Ontology annotation, molecular function: protein dimerization activity. The record is from RefSeq and is a predicted model, not a curated record.
AACCAAAUGAUAUAAGCGACCCGAAAUGUGCUCCCAAGUUCAAGGUUGAUUAAUCGAUAAUUUUUGACAGCCGAAUGUUUUGACAAGCACCGAUUGGUGUUGAUUAUCGCACACACGUGUUUAAUCAUGUAAACUGCAGGUCAUUAAUUUCAAUCAUGUAAACAGUUGACAAUAGAUUACUGCUGUACAAUAAAGGUGUUGGCGGUGUUAUGGAUUUACAAAAGGAGACCACAAGACAGCUGCAGAUGCUGCUAAGCUUCGAGUCCAGAUGGAUGUUGCUAGACAGGCCUCCAUUAGUAAGAGUGAAGGGGCGGUGAAAUGUGCUCUGGCAAAUGUGUACUUUAUGGCCAAAUCAGAUCUUCCAAGUUCCAUGAUGGAAAAUUUGAACAAUUUUCUGUUGUAUCAGGGUGUAUCUCAGAUUGCUGACCUUAAGAUUGAUGAACACACUAGCUAUGAACAUCACUCCAGUGUCGCUGAAUUUCAGUCAUGUAUAUCAUCCGUGAUAGAAGAUGACAUCAUUGAGAAAGUGAAACUAAGUAAACACUACAGCUUGAUGUUUGACGAAAGUACUGACAUUUCAGUGCACCAAAAUAUAAUUAUGUAUAUCCGUGUAUUAGAAACAAAUGUUCUUGGUGUUGUUGAACCUUGUACAUAUUUUCUAGGUGUUGACAGUCUACAUAGGGCAAAUGCAGAAUCUAUCUAUAUGAAAGUACUUGACAUGCUUAAUAAAAAAGGGAUAGAAUUGUCAAACUUAUGUAGUGUAAGCACUGAUGGGGCAUCAGUUAUGGUAGGAAGCAAGACUGGUGUAGUCACUAGACUGAAAGCUGAUGUACCGGGUGUAAUUGCUACACAUUGCAUAGCUCAUAGGUUAGCGCUGAGUUGUUGUUCAGGGGCAGACUGUAUUCCAUAUAUGGUUAAAGUACAAGAAGUCCUCAAUAGUGUGUAUAAGUAUUUUCACCUCUCCCCAAAGAACAUGGCCAUGCUAGAGAUGUUGCAGAAAGUUAGUAAGGGUCAUAGUUCCAAGUUUAAGGAAGUGUUUCACACACGUUGGCUUAGCUUUGAAGGCUCAGUAGAUGCGUUUAUCAGAAACUUUAGUAGCCUAGUGUCAGUAUUCUUGGAAGAGAAAUCAGGGAAGUCACUCAGUCUGCACAAACCUAUAACAUGCUACAAAUUUCUGUAUGUGGUCCAUUUCUUGGCAGAUGUGUUGAAACCUCUCUCAGUUCUAUCUAAAAUGUAUCAAGAGUCAGACCUAGAUUAUUCAGAGGUGACACCAAAAUUGCAGUCCACCAUCAGUUCUCUUGAGAGAUUGCUGUCCGAGAAGUCAGGCUUGAGACUUAAGGAAUUUACUGACUCUGUUCCUGAGGUUCCACAGGUAGGGGAAGAUGGUUUGUAUACAUUUGAAUAUAAAGGUCACACAAUCAGAGAUGGUGAGAAACAGCGUAGAGAAGCAGGUAGUGUUUGUGAACAGUUUGUAAAUGGUGUCAUUCGUAGUCUGAAUGCAAGGUUCUCUGACAAUGAAGAUGGUGCUGUCUUGACAGCUAUGAGUAAUAUUUUCAACCCACUUGUAGAAGCAGGCUCUAAACCAGGGGAUGUAGACGUAGCAGCAGAGUAUAUGAACCAGAUAGGGUUUGAGAACAGUGGUGAGGAAAUUCAGUUAUUUGUAGAGUUUGUCCAGUCCUUAGUACAAGAGAAAAACAAAUCUAUUAGAACCUCUAAGGAUGUAGCCAAUUUAGCCAUUAGAAAGAAACAGGUAUAUCCUGUUACUGCUGAGUGUGCAAGUAGAUUCUUGGUAGCACCUGUCUCCACAGUAGAUUGUGAGAGAGGGUUUAGCAGGCAGAACUUAAUAAAAACAUGUUUAAGGAGUAAAAUGUCUGUGCAGUCAUUAGAUAGACUACUUAGAAUAUCAAUUGAGGGACCUGAAGUCAAGGACUUCCCAUAUGAUAGAGCCUUUAAGAAAUGGGCAUUGAUGAAAAAUAGAAGAAUUUUGAAAUAAAUGCUGUGAAUCUUGAGUCUGGUAAACCUGAUGAUGUUCCAUAACAAACAAAAACAAGAAUUUUAAUU